Messenger RNA from Lytechinus pictus (painted urchin), 6466 nucleotides. RefSeq names its product arsenite methyltransferase-like. The record is from RefSeq and is a predicted model, not a curated record. Gene Ontology annotation, cellular component: cytosol. The coding region runs from base 1 to 990 and encodes 329 amino acids. Gene Ontology annotation, biological process: arsonoacetate metabolic process; toxin metabolic process. Lineage: Eukaryota; Metazoa; Echinodermata; Echinoidea; Temnopleuroida; Toxopneustidae. Gene Ontology annotation, molecular function: arsenite methyltransferase activity. The transcript is spliced from 8 exons.
AUGGGGAAUAGAUGCAAAGCCCUAGAUCAUGCAUCAGAUGAAUUAGGCCAAGAUGCAGAGUGGUACUAUGGAUGCGGUCUGUGUAUUCCUAGCUUGAUAGAGGAUGCGAGGGUCGUUGACCUCGGUAGUGGCACAGGGCGUGAUUGUUACGCAAUCAGCAAGCUAGUUGGACCCAAAGGUUUUGUUGUAGGCAUUGACAUGACAGAUGAGCAGCUUGAGCUUGCCAGAAAGUACCUGACAUAUCACCAGGAGAAGUUUGGCUACCCGGCACCCAACGUUGAGUACAGAAAAGGCUUCAUUGAGAACCUGAAGGAUGCUCAAGUAGAGGAUAACCAGUAUGAUAUAGUUGUAUCAAACUGUGUGAUAAACCUGUCACCUGACAAGCCAUCCGUGAUCCGUGAAGCUUACCGCGUCCUGAAGGAGGGGGGCGAGUUCUACUUCUCGGAUAUCUACGUCCAACAGGACAUUCCAGAGCACAUCAGAAAACACAAAGUACUGUGGGGUGAAUGUCUGGCUGGUGCCCUCUGUUGGACAGAUUUAGAGAAGUACGCCAAGGAUAUCGGGUUCACCAAACCUCGUAUCGUCAAUGCAAGGAAAGUGAAUGUUGAGGAUAAGAAGCUGUUGGAAGUUACAGGAGACAUUGCUUUCAUGUCGGUCACCUACAGACUGUUCAAGGUGUCCAAGGAUGAUUGUAAGACCCCAGCAGUAGUGACAUACAAUGGAACACUUGCUGAAUAUGAGACAGAGCUUCCCUUUGACAUAGAAAAUACUUUCAAGGCUAAUGUUCCUGUCAAUGUUGAUGCGGAGUUAGCUGAGAUCUUGCGAAGAUCAAGAUAUAGCAAGGUCUUUACUAUUGAAGAUGGUGCUCGGUGUUGCAAUACAAAGGUCGCUAAAAAUUGCCCCGUAGACCCGUAUGUGUACCUGAACUCAGACUGCUCUGAUGCAAGCCCAGGUUGCUGUGCUAAGCCUGCGGAACCUAAAUGCUGUUAACUGCUCUGCAAUCUUUCAAGACCAAGUCUCGCAUCUACAAUGACUUUUGCUCCAUUGCAAAAUGUGAUCACUAAGUAAAACAUAUUAAAAACCUUACCCUUAAUCAAAUUCUAAUCUCCACAGUGUUCUCUCCGUAUUCUGAGAAAGCUCAGAAAUUGAGAUCAAAGCAAUUGUGUAAGGUGCUUAUGUCAUGUCGGGAAAAGUUGGUACUGGAUUUCAAUUUCAGCUCUGUAACCCAACACAUUCUUUUUCUCUAUUUCUGGGCUCUGUAACACAAAGAUUAGCAAUCAAUCGCUAAAUGAACUGACCAAUCAAUAUCAAUGUUACACAAGCAUUAGGUUUAAAAUAGUGACAAGGGACCAAUCAGUGCGGUUCUUUCAUAUUUGCAAACCUUCGUGUUACGGACCCCAGAUCUUCUCUUUUUCUUUCUCUCUACCCCCACCCCCUUCUAUUCUCUCCUCUCCCCCUUUCUCUCAUCUUCUCCAUCCCCUCUCUCUCUCUUCCCCUCCCCCUUAUUCCCCCCUUUCUAUCCUUGUCUCCUCAUCCCCUCCCUCCUUCUCUUUCUGUCCUCUUUGUCUAUAUUUCUCGAUUUCUCUCUUUCCCCUUUCCCUUUUGAUACCUCUUUGAGAUAAUUUCUGACCAUACACUCACUGCCUAUGUCCAGUGCAUUUAUCUUUGUCCUUAGUGCUUAGUGUAUGCUGUUGCUGUACAAGUCUCAUUUCCUUUUUGAAUGUGAAGUUUUGUUUACAUUAAAACCCAUCAAAUAGGACCUGUUUAUAUUAUUGAAUUCUCUUUGCAUUGAAAAAUUAUUUUCAAAUUCCUUGAAUUAUAUUUAUAUCAUGUGUGCAUUGUGAAAAAUUAAGAAUCAUUAUAUUAAUGAUAAUAACUGAAAAGGGAAUAGUUCGUGAUGAGUAAAAGUAUUUGCAGAUUUUUGUGUUAGUGUCAAAAGUUAUCAUUAAAAAAAAACAAUGAGUGGACAACCUGAAAAAACCUUUAAGGCUGGUAAGAAAAGAUAGUUAUACAAAGUAGAAGACAGUAAUGCAUCUCAAUGUGUCAUGAAAGGAAUUUCCAAAGAUGCCCUAACAAUGUAUACUUGAGCAUGUUCUACGAAGUCAAUUAUAGGUCCCGUAACUCAAAGGUUAGCGAUUGAUUGUAUGCUUGAUUUUAAAGGACAAGUCCACCCCAUCAAAAAGUUGAUUUGAAUAAAAAGAGAAAAAUCCAACAAGCAUAACACUGAAAAUUUCAUCAAAAUCGGAUGUAAAAUAAAAAAGUUAUGACAUUUUAAAGUUUCGCUUAAAUUCACAAAACAGUUAUAUGCACAUCCUGGUCGGUUGCAAAUAAGGAGACUGAUGACGUCAUCCACUCACUAUUUCUUUUGUAUUUUAUUAUACGAAAUAGGGAAUAUUCUAUUUUUCUCCUCAUUGUCAAGUGAUACAACGAUUAAUUCCUCCCUGAACAUGUGGAAUUAGCAUUGUUUAAUACUAUAUGGCUCAGUCAAGUUGGUCCUUAUAUUGUCAAAUCUGUAAAAAGUGAAAUAUUGUAUAAUUCAAACAAUAAAAAACAAAAGAAAUAGUGAGUGAUGGACAUCAUCGACUGACUCACCUAGUUGUGCAUAUCACUGUUUUGUGAAAAAUAAGCGAAACUUUAAAAUGUCAUAACUUUCUUAUUUUACAUCCAAUUUUGAUGAAAUUUUUAGCACUAUGUUAGUUUGAUUUUUUUCUAUUUAUUUAAGUCAGCAUUUUCCUGGGGUGGACUUGACCUUUUAACGAUUGAUAGUACAUUGUGGACAGUGCAAUCAAUCGCAAAGAUAUUAUUCUACAAUGAUUGCUAGGCUUUGUGAUACAGGUCCCCGUAUACAGUCAAACCAUUCCACAAAUGACAUGAAAAGCGAUCUUCAUGUGCAGGUGGCCUCUAGGAACGGGUUCUUAUAAUACAUCUGUGAAUGGGGAAAACAAUUCAAGGGAAAUCAAAUUUGUGAGCUUUGUAGACAAGGUAGUCUUUCUAUACGUGUGGUCACUGAAGCAGAUUUGAAUGCUGUAUACCUCAUAAUAUUACUAAACAAAAUUUAUGUUCAUUAACCUAAAUGCUGCAUGGGUAUUCAUUUUUUUUUUCUAGUGUACCAGAAUUUCUCAUUUUAGAAAUGAUUAUACAACUCGGACAUAUUGAUCACUAACCGCUCAUGCACUCCCCUUCACACUUGUAAUGGAGAGCAUACUUAAAAUAUUCUAUUUUAUGAAACAGCUUUUAUUGUCUUUUUUAUAUUUACAUCAGUGUUUUGAGAUAAUUUUGUACAACUCAUGCCUUAAAGGUAAAAGACAGUAGUUGCAGCAAAACAAUUAUUUCAUGAGAAAAUCUUUUAAUUCAAGGUUAAUUGUUAAAAUUUUAUCAUUCAUCUAGAUAUGGUGCAUUUUUGUAAACUUAUCUUUGUAAAAUCAUGAUAUCUUAGCUCAAAAUCGAUAAUUCUGAUGAACACUAACACAGAAAAGCAUAUGUUGGACUAUGUAUUAAUAUUGCUUCAAAAAUACCUGACAUUUGAUGGAAUACCGGGCUUAUUUUGCUCAUUUCUCAGGAAUUACACAUUUUCUCCCAGAGCUAUUUGGCACAUAUUUCUUUAUUUGUUCGAAUUCAUUUUGAGAUUGUUACCACAACUGGUUUUUAUCUUUAAUCAAUACGAUUUAUGAUGAAAUAUAUAUAUAUAUGUGGUUUAUUCUUUGAUAGCAAUUCAAAUCUGUUACAGGCACCUUUAGAGUGUAUGUGUGCAUGUUUUAGACAUUACCCCCCCCCCCCUUUACCCAUUUAAAACUGUCAAAAUAUGCCUAUGUUUGUCACCUCGAUCCCUACAUUCCAAUAAUACUCUACUUACUAUACUAGGAAAAUGUGUUGAAUUAAAAAAAAAACAUUGUAAUGAAUAGCUUCCUGAUUGGAAUCACCAGAUAAAGCAACAAUUUUCACUGAACAAAAAUUACUUUUUAUAAUGUCAAACAUGUAUGGUUCCAAAUGUAUCAAAUUUAUCUGGGAUAGUGGUAUUCCUGUUUGGACACGUUUUCAUUCAAGGGUUUUGGAAAUCUGGGGCCUGUCUUACAAAUGAUCGCGGUAGAUCCAUAUCAAACUCAAACUUAGAUUGAACCCAAACUGUAUAAUUAAAAGCAGAAAGUAUUUGUGAUCAAUCUAGAUUUCAGUUGGAUUGGAAGAUCUUUGUAAUGCAGAUUCCUGGGUCCUUUGUAAUACAUUCUCAUUGAGAUUGAGCUACAUUUGUGUCUUUAUGAGCAUGAGCUUUUCAUUUAUCAUAAUUUAAGUUUUAUUUGAAUCUAUCUUUGUAAAACUGGAAUAUUGGUGUAAAUUAUUUGUCUAUUUAUCUGAAAUAAGUCGAUUGUUUUUCUUGAUUCUGAAAUUGCCCAUUUAUCUUAAAAUAUGUUCAGUAUGGAUUUUAACACACUUGUCCGCAAUCUGUUUUUGUAUUCGUAUCAAAGAAUUGACUGUCAGCAAUGAAUACAGAAGCAGUGCCCUUCUCUUCUUAUCAUAUUAUUGACAUCAUCAGGCAUGGAAGGGGCAGGGGGGAGUCUAGUCUGCAGGCACAGACCCUGAUUGAAACUUUAAUCAACAAGUGUGUCUCCAUGCAAAGAAUAGUGCAUACAAAACUUGCCGUUUCAAUUCAGAGCGAGAGGUCCUUCAGUACACAAGGCAUGAGUGGGCUGCACAUUCAGACCCUUAACUCGAGUGAAGGGUCUGCACAACUGACUAGGGAUGGGGGGAGGUUGCAAUAUAAUCUGUCCCUUAGGCUGCUGUACAAAAUAUAAAUUCUCCGGAUCUGAGUGUAUAAUUGUCUUAAAAAUUGCCAUAGGAAUCAUGCAGGAAUGUGAAUCCAUAGGUCAAAAGAUCGUAUUUAUCAAUCAUAAAGUUUGAUGAUUUUCUUUAAAAUGACUUUACAUGUAUGCUAGUUAUUGGAGAUAGAAAAGGGCGACUAUUGUUUAAUUCAGGGAACGAAUUGUAAAAUACAGAUGGGCAAUCCCAUAAAAAAAAACUUUUUUGUACGUCCAACCCCCAUUUUUCUCAAGUCUUACUUCACCUUAUAAAGUGACCAUGACGAAAGAGCUCCGUUUGAUAACACUAUACCCCUCUUCUCCAAGUACGAAAACCCUACUGCCCCAGGCAUGCAAUGUAAGUAUCAAAACACCUGUUUCUUGACCUCGGUCCGAAGAUAACACAACAGCCCGAGUGCGGUCCGGGAAAACAUGUCGCCAUUUUUUAUUCACUUACUUUCCUUAUUUCGAGGUUGAUUUUCUUUGUUCGAAAUUGAAAAUGGGCUAGCAUUGAAUUUCUGAAUACAAUAUGCCUUUGAAAACGUGAUUAAAUAUCGAAUACAAUAAUUUAAUUCCGAAGGUCCUUCUACAGGCAGAGAAGACUUACGUAAUAGCACAGCUGUUGUUAUCAUUUCGUCCUUGGCUCAACGCUCAUAAUCUGGCCUGUGGGGAUUACCUGGCCAAGCGGGGUUGAUCAGGCGGGUGUUUCAUAAAGCUGUUCGUAAGUUAAGAGCGACUGGUGAUCAUGUCUUGCGGUAAAUGGUACAAUUGGCGAUGAUCACCAGUCGUUGUUAAAGUCGCUCUUAACUUACGAACAGCUUUAUGAAACGACCCCCAGGGUUUGGAAAUGAUGUUUUAGAUUUUCAAACGCAAAAUGGGGUGAAAUACCGCAGUUUGCAAUCCGAACUGCGGUCCGUUCCCAAACGGGGGUAAGACGUAAUGCUAAGUUGAGGUCCUUUGAGAACAUUACAGACUGUCAAAAGAACAAGAAAUCAGAGACAGAAAAUUUCAUGAAGGUCCCACAUAUAGGCCCAGGUGUAAAGGCGAAUUACUGUAAGGUACAUUAAGAGACCUCUUUGGUCACUAUUAGUAUUAUUAUUAUUUAGAACUGGUUAACCGUAACAUCAUUGAAUUUUGCCUGUAUAUUGAUCUUCUUAUGCAUAGUGACGGCUGAAAAAUGUGCAUAUUUAACAAGUUUCUUUAAUGUUACUUUACUUUCCUAAUUUGAUUUUUAUGUCAUCUUUCAUAUUCUUUAUGCUACAUUUAGAUUUAGAUAUAGAUUCUAUUGACUUCCAUUUCACAAAAUACAAUAAAUGAACAUAAGAAAGCUAACUAUAAUACAAGUAACAGACAUAGUUGCAUAUAUGAUAUGAUUAUAGAUUUAAGGAAUGCAAUACAAAAAAUAACCUUAAUUGAUUUUACUAUUCAAAAUUAAAUUUUCAUGAUAAAAUCACAAUGAAAGACUCAUUGAUAAUUAUGAUUUAAAGGGAGAUAUGAUUGGUCAUAUUAAUGUGUGUAUGUAACACAUGAAUUUGCAAUAGGAACAGGCUUAUACAUACAAAUCGGUGGCUAAAUAUAAUCGUCUGUGACCAUGUACGUUUUGUAGAUUAUUUCAUUACUUGUAAAAAUUAUAAUAAUUUUGGAUGUAAUAAAGUAAUAUUGAUUUGUAUUGAAAA